GUUUGAGCGCAAAGCAAAAAGUCCCGCCGAUAAAACCCCCAGAUUCACUGAACGAAAGGUUCCGAGGGGAAGGUUCACGACAGGUCAGCAGCCAGGUAUGAGUCUCAUACGACAGUUCAUGCAUUUCCCGGUUGAACCUUCCAAUGGACUGCACUGUCUUGAAGUUUAACCAUUGUGGAAGAAAAAUCUAUAGUUUUGACAAAAAUAGGCUCCAAAUAGAGAACACAGGGCGAAAAUGCCCAAUCUGUCAGGAGCAGAUGAGAUUCAGCCUCCUCGAGGCACCUGUUAUAGUUCCAUGUCCAUUUAGUAAUGGACACAAGGUCCGGUGUGCCUUCCUCAUUGGAUCCUCACUGGGACCUGCUUUUCUUAGUGAAUGGCAGGACUCGGAGCUGCAUGUUGGAGUUACGAACUCACAAGGUGUGGUGUACAGCUACACCUCCUCAGGAGUCCAGAGAGAGGAACAGGGCUGGGAGCAGUGCCUCAGUGUGCCGCUGGUGGCCCCCGGGAAUAGCAGGGGCAGCCUAGCUGGGACGCUGUGGGACAGUGAGCUGGAACAGUUCUCCCUCCUCCCCACCUGGUCACGACACAGGUUUGAAGAGGAGAGGGAGUUUGGCUCGUGUUGCUAUGGCUUUGCCCUGUCCUUCCUGAACCAGCUGAGGAGAGCAGAGGGCAGAGAGUCAGUCACUAGGGAUGACUUCACACAGCAACAUGUCCUGCCCCAUGUUAAGACUGCCUCCAAAUACAUCACAGUCUACCAAGAGAUCCAUCAACAUGGUUUCUACGUAGCUGAUUUAUAAGAUGCUUGUAUUAGUGUAAUUUUCAGAGGGGUUGGGAUAAAGCUGAAGGACCUUCUGUUGGAUUUUGUAUACAAUUGGACAAUAAAGUUGAACUUCAAUGAUAUUAUUAAUGCUUAGUUGUUGGUUAGCACAGAUAAAUCCUGAUGCUUUUAAUAAAACAUUUAAAAAGCUGAUGCCAUUAUGUUAGAAAAUUGAGAAUAUGUGUGUAGCAAAUCUGAAUAGGUUGAUGUGUAUGAUAUAGUGAGUCUGUAUAAGAGUAAAAUAAAUAAUAACUGCCAAUU
Messenger RNA from Oncorhynchus keta (chum salmon), 1078 nucleotides. RefSeq names its product MKRN2 opposite strand, tandem duplicate 1 (gene mkrn2os.1). The record is from RefSeq and is a predicted model, not a curated record. The coding region runs from base 144 to 797 and encodes 217 amino acids. Lineage: Eukaryota; Metazoa; Chordata; Actinopteri; Salmoniformes; Salmonidae. The transcript has 5 exons.